CUCCGCGUCGUCCAGGUCCUCCUCAGAUCCGCCAAACCCGCCGAGACAGAGAGAUCGCCAUGGCCGCGGCAUCGCCUCCGCUCCUCCCCACCACGGUCGUCCCGGCGGCCGCAGCACCCCCGACACCCGCGCCCACGGCCAUAUCCUCCGCGGACGCCACCGACACCAACCCAGCGGCGAUCCGGGCCUUCCUCUCCCGCCUCCUCGACACCACCCGGCGCGCGCUGUCGGGCGCCCGCCCCUGGUCCGAGCUCGCGGACCGCUCGGCUCUCUCCCGCCCGGAGUCCCUCGCCGAGGCCACGUCCCGCUUGCGCAAGAACCUGGCCUACUUCCGCGUCAACUACGCCGCCGUGGCCGCGCUGUGCCUCGCCGCGGCGCUCCUGGCGCACCCCUUCUCCCUGGCCGCGCUGCUGGCGCUGCUCGCCGCCUGGUGCCUCCUCUACGUGCUCCGCCCCGCCGACGCGCCCCCCGUCUCCGCGUUCGGCCGCACCUUCUCCGACCGCGAGGUGCUCGGAGGCCUCGCCGCCGCCUCCGCGUUCGUCGUCUUCCUCACGUCGGUGGGCUCGCUCAUCUUCUCCGCGCUCGCGCUGGGGACCGCCAUCGUCUGCGCGCACGGCGCGUGCCGCGUGCCCGAGGACCUCUUCCUCGACGAUGUUGACCAGGCUGCCGGCGGCACCGGCAACCCGCUGCUGUCGCUCAUCGCCUCCGCCACCGGAGGCCGCGUCUGAUCAUGAGUCUGUAAUAGAUGCUAUGCUUGAGGUCACUGCCAUUUUCUUGAUCGAUUAUUUUCGCGGAACUAUUUAUGCAGCUCAAAAAUUAUACUACUAUAUAUAGCUACGGAAAGCAACAAAUCAAACCAUAUACUGGAGUUUGUUUAUGUAUCAUCGAGCAGAAAUAUAUUCUUGUUAUUCGUAGCA
Molecule: messenger RNA, 917 nt
Organism: Zea mays
Lineage: Eukaryota; Viridiplantae; Streptophyta; Magnoliopsida; Poales; Poaceae
Product: prenylated Rab receptor 2
Exons: 1
Coding region: 60-728 (222 amino acids)
Biological process (GO): vesicle-mediated transport
Cellular component (GO): endoplasmic reticulum; Golgi apparatus
Source: RefSeq, marked provisional